GGCAGCCCGAGUUCCGUCGACGGGGGCCCCGGGGUGUCCCGGAUGAGGCUCGGCUUCCGUGCGGGGCGGAGGCGGCGCAGCUCAGUGCAUCGGAGCGGGAGAUGGAGCGAGGGCGCUGUGCCGACUAGCCGAGGCUCACGGCAUCGCAGACAGCCGCAGCCACCCAGAUAACAAGUGAGGGGCGAGUCGCUGAAGACAAAAAGCGAGAGAGAGAAAGGAGGAAAAACAGAGUGCAACUUUCACCUCCGGCCCGCACACACACUAACACGGCAUUGAUGGUGAUGCAUGCAAGGAAACAGCCGAGACUGAGCGAUGGGUGCAGCGAGCGAAGGGACUCCCAGCCGUACCAGAGCAUUAAAUACCCAUCGAAGAGUCAUUUGGGCAGUGAUCACCGGCAUGAGAAGAUGCGAGAUGCCUCAGACCCAGCCCCACCCUACAAGAUGCUCCGGCGCUCCGAUAGUCCUGAAAACAGGCAGGGUGACCCCUUGGGCCACAGCAAAGCGAAGGCGACCCACCAACAUCGGCUUAGAGAGAGAGAUGGAGGGACCAGUUAUUCGCCGCAAGAAAAUUCACACAACCACAGCACUCUUCAAAGCUCAAAUUCACAUUCUAAUCCAAGCAAGACAUCAGAAGCACCCUACGAGCCAGCAGAUGAUUGGUCAGAACACAUUAGCUCUUCUGGGAAGAAAUACUAUUACAACUGCAGGACAGAGGUUUCGCAGUGGGAAAAGCCCAAGGAAUGGCUGGAAAGAGAGCAGAGGCAGAAGGACACCAGCAAGCUGGCCAUGGUCAACAGCUUCCCCAAAGACAGGGACUAUCGGCGGGAGGCCAUGCAAGCUGCAGCGGGCGGUGGCUUUGGCGGCACAAAGUGCACUCCAUCAGAUAAGCCUGCGUCACAUUCCUGCGCGGCCCAGUCAUUGCCAGCAGCAGCGACCUGCUCCGGCUCGGGCCUGAUCCCCGCGAGCUCGGCAAGCGUCGGGUCGGCCUCCACGCUGCCCGUAUCCCCAGUCCCUCAGUCGCCUGCACCCCCCCUGCUCCAGGACCCUGGACUUCUGCGGCAGCUCCUUCCUGCCUUACAGGCCACCCUGCAGCUCAACAGCGCCACCGUGGACGUGGCCAAGAUUAACGAAGCCCUCACAGCUGCUGUCACGCAAGCUUCAUUGCAGUCUAUGCUUCAUAAGAUUCUCACGGCUGGACCGUCCGCUUUCAACAUCACUACUAUGCUUUCCCAAGCUGCUCAGCUGUCCGCUCAAGCCCAGCAGUCCAGUCAGUCCCCCAUGUCCCUAACUUCGGACGCCUCGUCACCAAGGUCGUACGUGUCGCCCAGGAUAAGCACCCCACAGACGAACACUGCGCCUCCACUCAAGUCCCUUUCCAGCACGCCGCCAGUGUCGUCACAGCCAAAGGUCAGCACACCGGCACCGAAACCUGGACCCUCACCACAGGCGGCGGCACCUCAGCAGUCGCUCCCAGCUGACAAGCCGCUUGAGCGGGACUCUCCACGCAGCCUCCAGAGGCAAAGCAGUCAGAGGAGCCCCUCCCCUGGUCCGAACCACAUCGCUGCCGCUUGCAGCAGCAGCAGCACCGUAGCCCCGAGCGGUGCCACGACCCCCAGCGGCAUGCCGACGAGGCCCCCAUGCACCUUAACCCCCACGCUAGCAUCCCAUUUUAACGAGAACCUCAUCAGGCACGUGCAGGGCUGGCCAGCAGAACACGUCGAGAAGCAGGCCUCACGGUUACGCGAAGAAGCCCACAACCUGGGAAGCAUUUACAUGUCUGAAAUUUGCACAGAGCUGAAAAACUUAAGAUCUUUAGUGCGGGUGUGUGAGAUCCAAGCGACGCUGCGUGAGCAGAGGAUACUAUUUUUGAGACAACAGAUUAAGGAACUUGACAAGUUGAAGAAUCAGAACUCCUUCAUGGUGUGAACUGGAGGAAAACGCAGCUUCACACAGCUGGAACUGAAGAACUGACUGUCUGUGGCCAGUCUUAAUGCUUUGGGCGGCUGUUUGGGUGGGCUUCGGACCAUUGAGCAAAGCUAGGGGGAGGCGAGGAGGCAUCCAAGGGCCAAACCAGGUUUGGAUUCUAAAAGGCCUUAAUGUAGAAUUCCUGUAGAUCUGUCCAUGUUGUAAAUACAUUUCGUAGAGUGAGGCAUCAGAAGAAAGAGCCACAUGGGGUUUUAACAUCGAGACUAACAGACACCAAGGUGGCUGAGCUUUGGCCUUCUCUUAUUAACCUGUCUGCAAACUCUAGCUCCUCUCCAUGAAUCACGGAGUCAGUGGCUAGGGUUUGUGCGCCACGCAGGAGAGACGUGCGUCCCGGUCUGUGCCCUUCGGUUGAUUUGAUCCCAGUCUAAAAGAAUCAGAAGCCAGACUUGGAAUUCUUAAGUGCUCUUGACCCCCAAACCAAGCUUUGGGAAGAUGCAGGAAUGACAACCUGCUGGAACAGAAGACAACCCACCCACAGCCCCAUCCCUGGAAUGGUUCUUGUCCAGCUGCGAUGAUUCACAGAUGGGAUUCCGGCGAGCGGUGAUGUCACACUUUGGUCGAGAGGUCACCUGAUGGCCGAGCACUGGGAGCCGCCGCAGCGUGUAACAGUGCUCCAAAUGACAAGCAAGGUGCCCCCGCCCUCACUGUCUCCCUCCUUCUGCCCGUGUAAUGUCAGCACCUCAAGAGGACGGUGUCCAUUUACCAUCUAACAUCCCUAUUUAGUUUCCAGAUUCCUUACUUUUUGUUACACAACUGUACUUUCAAAGCAAAACGUGCAAAGUUUUAGGUUUUCAAUGCACCUUGAACCAAGAUUUCAUUCCUAUGUACAGUUGAUCAAGUGAUACAAGAGGUAAGUUUUAUGAAUAGUUGCAGUGAUUACUAGUAUAUCUGAUGUAUUCAUAAAUUAUUGCUACACAUUUUUCUUUGCACCCUGUAAUGAUGGGUCGUGUGUGCUGCUGGGCACACUGGCUGAAAAGGGGCGACUCGAGCACGGAACCCCACGUGGCAGGGUUGGAGCGGCGAGGUCACAAGGUCAAAUGUGAAAUGUAUGUAUUGUAAUAAACAUACUAAAAUUGACUCAAAA
Molecule: messenger RNA, 3069 nt
Organism: Brienomyrus brachyistius
Lineage: Eukaryota; Metazoa; Chordata; Actinopteri; Osteoglossiformes; Mormyridae
Product: WW domain-containing adapter protein with coiled-coil-like
Exons: 13
Coding region: 276-1925 (549 amino acids)
Biological process (GO): regulation of autophagy; positive regulation of TORC1 signaling
Cellular component (GO): nucleus
Molecular function (GO): chromatin binding; RNA polymerase II complex binding
Source: RefSeq, a predicted model, not a curated record